GAUAAGGAAGAGAUAGGGAUAGCUUAGCUAUCAAAUAAUGAAGAUUGCAAUCAGAAGGGAGAACGAAGAAAUACCCCACCCCCUUUCUCUCACACUCUGAAACCUAACCCUAAGCCCACCGUCCCUCAUCGCCGAACUCUUCUUCUCCGGUACAGGGUACUGUCGCCGGCGGCGGGACAAAGCGUGGGUGCCGUCGCACUCUUCUCAUUGCAUUGACGAACUCUUCUUAGUUCUCAUUGCUCCUCUUCUCGUCGCCGUCGCACGAAGGACGCGUGCUCUCUCUCUCUGUCCGGGGCCAGCAUCCCUCUUCGGGCCGUCUGUUGCUCUCUGUCAGAGGUCACUUCCCCUCCUCCGUUGCCGUCACUUCCCAUUCCUCCGUCGCCGCCGCAGAGAAAAGAACAACUCGAGCAUGGCACAAACGCUACCAAUGCCCGUAGCUCCCUCUCUCGCCCUAAUCUCAAACCCUAGACCUCUUUCCAGAGCCGUCUAUUUCCCUGUUCUCAACCCUCCCAAGGUGAGAGGGUUAAGCAUAGAGUGCGCUCGAGUUGGCGGAGUGGAGAUUCCGAACAACAAGAGAAUCGAGUUCUCGCUACAGUACAUCCAUGGAAUCGGAAGGAGCAGAGCUCGCAAGAUUCUCUGCGAUAUAAGCAUGGACAACAAGGUCACUAAGGAUCUCAGCGAAGAGGAACUCAUCACUCUUAGAGAUGAAGUCUCCAAAUACGUCAUUGAAGGCGAUUUGAGGAGGUUUAAUGCGCUGAAUAUAAGGAGAUUGAAGGAGAUUCAAUGUUACAGAGGAAUAAGGCAUAUUCAGGGGCUUCCUUGCCGAGGACAACGUACGAAGAACAAUUGCAGGACCUUGAAGGGUAAGAAGGUUGCUAUUGCUGGCAAGAAGAAGAAGUAAUCGAUUCCGUGAGUACAAUUCAAUUCCUUGUAAUUUCUUAUUAACAAUGCUGCGUUCUGUGUAAUCUGUGCUUAUUUUGUAAAAUACUUAUUACUAGCUUAUAUACCUGAUCUGCAUGGGGCAAUUGAGUAAUUUGAAUGCAUUCUUUAAAAUGCAGUUUUACUAUUGGAGUGUGAUUUGUAUAAUCAAUUAUUUAAUGCAUCAGAUUAUUUGAUAAUAAGCAUAAUGAGAAAGUAAUUUUCCUUCGAGUUUA
Arachis ipaensis is the source of this 1154-nucleotide messenger RNA. RefSeq names its product small ribosomal subunit protein uS13c. Gene Ontology annotation, molecular function: structural constituent of ribosome; RNA binding. Gene Ontology annotation, biological process: translation. Gene Ontology annotation, cellular component: small ribosomal subunit; mitochondrion; ribosome. The record is from RefSeq and is a predicted model, not a curated record. Lineage: Eukaryota; Viridiplantae; Streptophyta; Magnoliopsida; Fabales; Fabaceae.